Cyphellophora europaea CBS 101466 is the source of this 1125-nucleotide messenger RNA. RefSeq lists its product as uncharacterized. The record is from RefSeq and is a predicted model, not a curated record. Bases 1 to 1125 code for a protein of 374 amino acids. NCBI's taxonomy places the organism in Eukaryota, Fungi, Ascomycota, Eurotiomycetes, Chaetothyriales, Cyphellophoraceae. Gene Ontology annotation, cellular component: mitochondrion. The transcript has 2 exons.
AUGCUUGCUCGCAAGCUCCCCCGCACUACCCAACUACCGUCCCUCCUCCGCUCCUUCACCACGACUUCCUGCCAACUCGAUGGCAUCAGAGCACCCGCUCUAGGAGACAUCCAGCCCGGUGGUGCCGAGACCUACAACGCCAAACAGAAACAGUUCCGAGAGGGCUUGGAAGCUGCUCGCAAGGCGAAAGAACAAGCUGACCGUCAGUCUCUCGAUCCCGCCCAUGGCACCCCUGCAUCUGCUUCUGCUGCUGCUGAAUCGCGUGAUCCUCGCUCCCCUUCUGAUAUUCCUGUCGACGAUCCCAAGCUGGGCCUGGGCUCACUAUCAACCGCAACAGGCGAAGCACGGCAAGCCGAAACCGAGGCUACCACCUCCCACCGCAAGGGCACACUCUCUAAUCUAAUCUAUGGCACUCCCGAAGGUAGACAGCUGGACAAGGACAUGGAGCGCUCGUUCAGUGAGGUCUUGGCUCGCGGCAAGUACGUGCACAGUAUUGUCUUCCACCAGGUCAAGCCCAAAAAGGUGGACGAAUAUGUAGAACUGGUCGGCAAAUGGUACCCCAAGAUGGCUCAGAUGCCCGAGAACCGCGUUAAUCUCGUGGGGAGCUGGCGGACAGAGGUGGGGGAUGCUGACACUUUCGUUCACAUUUGGGAAUACCAACGCUACACCGGUUACCACGCCUCGUUGCACAGCAUUCAGCAUCAUCCCGAGUUCCCCGAAUUCGAUCACCACCUCAAGAAGCUUAUUGAAAGCAAGAACGUCUCCCUAAUGCAAGAAUUCUCGUUCUGGCCAACUACGCCCCCACGUCAACUUGGCGGCGUCUUUGAGUUGCGCUCCUAUACAUUACAUCCUGGUAAUCUGCUCGAGUGGGAGACGCAUUGGCGCAAGGGUCUCAAAGCACGACGACAAGUGAUGGAGGGUGUGGGUGCUUGGUUCGUACAGAUCGGCGACCUCAAUACCGUGCAUCACCUGUGGCAAUUUGCCGAUCUGGAGGAGCGAAAAUUGAAGCGUGAGCAGAGUUGGGGUGUUGAAGGAUGGGCGGACACGGUCCACAAGACCGUUCCUCUGAUUCAGUCCAUGAAGUCACGCGUAUUGGUGCCAAUGCCUUGGAGCCCCGUGGGCUGA